Molecule: messenger RNA, 2151 nt
Organism: Cladocopium goreaui
Lineage: Eukaryota; Dinophyceae; Suessiales; Symbiodiniaceae
Source: the annotation of a GenBank genome assembly
AUGGCGAGGCAGUGGUCUGCAGUCAAGAUGCUUGAGCACUUGAGCACCUUUCGCAAUACCCUGAAUUCGGUUCAUGCGGCUGACAUGGGACGAGCGGUGGGUAAAGUUGAGGGCUUCGAAGAAAGCCUCGGUGCUCGGUCCCGUGCCCUUGCGUCUUUGCAGCUCUCCGCCAAGAGCAACUACUCCGGCGGUCAUCGGCAUGCUGAUGGCGACUUGGAUGAAGCCUCUUCUCGUGUGCAUUGUGGCAAGGUUGUAGUUGUGGGCGAAGUGGACUUGCGCAAGGACCCUACUGCAAGGCCGCUGAUUGCAGAACGGCUACACUUUUUGGUGACUCCUGGUUUUGACCCCAGAAAGUUCUUUGACAAAAGCAUCUUGCAGCUGCACGACUUUCCGCUGACUCAUGGCCGUGACCUUGCAACGGUUGGAGAACCUCCCAAGGUGAGCAGAUUCGUGCGAGCCCGAAGGCAAAGCUUGACCUCUUCAAGAAGAUGGCUGCGGCCUAUUUCUGAGGGAAAGUUUCUGGACAAGUACCGCAGUGGUUUGUUCGCCCUGCCGAAGGAUGCCGAGAAAGAUAGAAUGGUGCGUGGUGGGCGUCCAGCUGCCAUGGUGGACCAGGGCCAAAACAAAUGGUGUUAUUGGAUGGCCAGCGCUGCAUGCCUUGCUUCCAUCUACCGUGAGCCCGAUAAGGGCAGCCUCACCUUGGAUGAGGCAAAGUAUGUCUUUGGGCCGGAGUUUACAUGGCACUUCCCAAAGGUCACUGUCGGCCUGUCUUCAUUAGCUAUGGGAGACUUCUGUCGCUGCUGCGCGGUGGAGUUUGCACAAUGCUCCCAUUUGGGAUUGUUGCUGCAGCACGGUGUCUCAAAGGUUGCUGAGCUCUUGUCCCUGCGUGGGGCAAUUCCUAGAGUCUUAGGAACAGUGGUGAACCUCCGUGCGCCUUAUGCGCCGUUUGUGAUGGCUGCAGUGAAGGCAAAGCUGGACCCGGCGGUGGCGCAGGAAGUUGCUUGUCAUUGGCUGCGAAAAGGGGUUUGGUCCAAGUCUCUUCCGCCUGGAAAGGCGCUGCUUCGACAACAUGGUCUUCUCCCUGUCGAUGAGGAGCUGCCGGAGGAUGUCUAUAGAUCCCACACUUUGUGGGAGAUACUUGCACGUGGACUUUUGUACAGUGAGUGCUGGCAGUGGGGAAUUAACAAAACGAAGCACAUAAACAUCCUGUUGUUGCAGGCCCUUACGUUGGAGGAGAAGCGCAAAGCCAACUCGCGGCCCAGCUGCCGUUUUUGGGCCGGAAUGGGUUCCCAGGUGGGUCACACGAUGGGUCUUGGAGCAAUUGUGAAGGGCCGAGCUGCUUCUGGAAGCUUCAGCGCUGAUUUGCAGCAAGGUGACUUUGCCGCCUUCGACGUGUGGAUGGAGGCGACUGGUGCUCCUACUGGUGAAGUCCUGCUGCCCUAUGCUGACAUCUGUGGUUCACAAGAGCUUGACCUGAGACCCGCCAAGAAGGUCAGACCGCCUGCGAAAAAGGUGUCACCUUCAGCAGUCGGCACGAAUGUCUUGUCCACAAGCCCAUUGCCUCCAGUGCGGAGGUGCAAGCUUUCCGCUGAGGCUGUUGAGUUUCUGGUAAAGCUUCCCACGCAGCCAGUUCUUCUUCAAAGAAGGCGCGUGCAGUUUUUUGGAGCCUGGUGGACUGGACCUUUGCAGUGGGAAGUUUGGUGCGGCGAAGAUGAUGAUGAAGUAUAUGGAGCCCCCUUCGCCAUCACCUUCGAGUGGAACAGAAGUGCGGCAGAAAACUUGCUGGAUGAGAAGCUCAGGGCGAAGAUCACAGCUAUGAUACGUGCAGGAUGCUUUCUUACUAUGGAGGCGGCGCCAAUUUGCUCAGGCUUCUCUGUUGCAGUGACGCCACCAGUGCAGAGUUCCAGGUAUCCGAGAGGCAUACCAGGGCUGCGGCAUUUAAUGCGACAGAAAGUUUCAGAUGGGAACUCUCACAGCGAUUUUUUGCAUGAUGCUGUUGCUGAAUCUGAAUGCAAAUCCCUUGCCUACUUUGUGGAGAACCCGGACCUUUUGUGGUUUUGGCUGCGGAAAAAAUGGAGAAGGCGGAGGGCGAGUGCAUCGAAGGAGCUCUUUAAAUGCUCCUUUUGCCACUUUGGCAUUGCUUUGGCGUAA